Molecule: messenger RNA, 14730 nt
Organism: Ciona intestinalis (vase tunicate)
Lineage: Eukaryota; Metazoa; Chordata; Ascidiacea; Phlebobranchia; Cionidae
Source: RefSeq, a predicted model, not a curated record
UUUUAAUGUCAUUUUUUUGGAAUUUGCUGUAAUCGGCCGUUCAAACGAUUUACAGAGAAAUGUUGUUUAAUUACUCGGAUCGCGCUAUUUGUUAUUCUUGACGCUGGUCCAACUCAAUAACCCUUCACAGGACACGGGCACUAUUUUAGAACUGUUAUGGAGCACUUGACAGCGAAAUAGUUUUAAAGACUGUAGUAGGUACUUUUUUAUUGGGUAUGUACUGCUAAAUCGAAAACGACGACCAUUCGACAAGCGCCAGUGCAAACACGAAGCAAACAUGGUUGUUGCGUCAGGCAAACAAGAUUUAAAUAGCUUAUUUCCCAGGCUAUUUCUGUAAUUGUAUAGUGUGCCUGCAUCUACAUGUAGCGGGGUGGGAAAAACGGGACACCUUUAGCAAAUAAUCCCAAAUACCCUGCUCGUGUUUUAAACUAUUGACGACGGUCUGUGGGAAUCGUAAGAAUACGGUUUUAUAAUUCUUUGAGUAUUCUUUGUUUACCACCAAAUAGAACAAGAAAACAGAACGAAAAUGUGUCUCAUCUUCACCAUCCUACUAUCUUAUAAUGUUAUGUAAUUUAGUCUGUGAGAAGCAAUACAUAGGCAAAACGCAAUUAAAGUUCGUUUAUUUCUACACCAGUUGAGGCCUAGUUGAGGCAAAGGCGAAAAAAGAAUGCGGUACCUGUUCCUUAGCAACCGCCACCGCCGCUAUAGUUGCGUUAGAAAUAGGAUACCUGACUCAUUUAUUUCUGCUUUUGUAAAACGCCUGGUAUUGUACGCCGACGAGACCAACAGUGAGACAGUGUAAGAAAUAAAAAUAAUACAAUUGAAUCCACGAAUACACGUUUGAACAAUGCCGGGUACAAACAAUGAAAGAAGCGUUCUCGCGUCAAGCGUCGUAGAUUUUAACUUUCAUAUGUAUUUCACAGAGCAUUCGGACAGGACGCAUUUUUGAAGCUGCCGCCACGAAUUAAUAGGCGAUUUAGUGAAUAUGGCAUUCCGCUUCACUGAGCUGCUUUUGUAACGUGAAAGAUUAAGGAGUUUCCAGUAGCGUAUUUGUGGGCCAGAGUAGUGAACACGCUGUGAGAAUUUAGUACGCCGCCUUAUAUUUUAAGCUAACAGUACUUUAUCUAUGUUUCUUUAGGAAGCUGAAGUUUAUUUGCCUUUGCCUGUGUCCAGAGUGACAACAUGGGCGACACUGAUAAGAGAUACCAGUUUCUUGAGGAUUACGUGCUAAAAACCCUCAAGCUUAAAGCAGAUAAGUGGCAGAAAUGCAUCGGCGUCGAAGAAAACAAAAUUUUUAUACAAGAGUUCUUCGAUAAAGCAGAUAAUGUGUUUCUUAUCAUAUCAUCGAAUGCAGCAGGCAUUCUCACGCCGAGUAAUAACUUUUUACCCGCUGGAAAAACGAAAGCAGUGUAUUUUAUAAAACGUGGGAGGGAAACGAUAGGGGCCGACACCGUACAAACACAACUGCUGUUUGGGGAUCUUUCUUAUGCUCCUUUGGACCAAAUGUCGUCUUUGGUCGACGAUGUGCUGGUACCUCUGCUCGGGAACGGUAGAAACCAAGACACCUGGCCCCAUGUUGUGUCUGGUGAUGUACUUCGGCAUGUGCACAAACUGAAAAGCAACGUUUUCGUUGUUACGGGACAAGUCAAAGGAAAGACCUUACUUCCGUUACCGCCAGGAACAGAGAAGAUACCAGAACAGGAACAACAAGAAGCUGCACCCGAAGAACCAAAGGAAGAUUUAAUUGAUCGUCAAAUUCUUCAUACACUUGAGUCCGUGGUUAUUGAAUGGAGUCACCAAGUUCGUGAUGUUUUGAAGAGAGACUCAUCCGAGAUUUUGCUUCAAGGACUUAAUCCUCUUCCAUCAACUGAGAUCACUUUCUGGGCUGACCGAUCAGAAAACUUACAAUGCAUCUUUGACCAGCUGCAGACACCAAAAGUAAAAGCUAUGGCUGAGGUCCUGCGACGAGUACAAAGUAGUUACUUCCCAGCAUUUCAGCAAAUGUUUAAGGAUGUUGUUGCAGGUUUGGCGGAAGCAAAAGACAUUCAUGUUCACCUAAAACCGAUCAAAUGGAUCUUGGAAAACAUGGAAGAAAAGGAGUUCAAUGAGUACAGCUACUGUGUAAAGCCAUUGUUCCUGCUGAUAUGCAAAGUGUGGGCAAGCAGCAAAUACUACAGCACCCCUACAAGGUUGAUUGUUCUUCUACAAGAGAUCUGUAACCUCAUGAUUAACCAGUGCCGUAGCUUUCUCAACCCAGAAGACUUGUUCAAGCAAGAAGUUGAUCAGGGAAUAGAAAGCGUUGCUGUUGCACUCAAAAUACUAAAACAAUUUAGAGCUGCCUAUCAAUCGCAUAAGGAUGAUUUGCCAAGUUACUUUGAAGGAAUGGAUAGACAAGUUGUGUUGUGGGAUUUUGAUAACAGCCUUGUAUUUGCUCGAUUUGAUUGCUUCAUUGAAAGACUUGAAGAUAUCACAAGCUUAUUCAGUGAUGCCAGGGAUAUGCUGAAGUUGGAGAAAAUUGAGUUUGGUGGAGUAAAAGGGUCAGCACUGAGUGGUCAGGUGGAAGCAAUGUUUGAAGAGUUUAAUGGACUCUUCAAAGUAUUUGGAGAACUUCAAUAUGACGCUUUAGAUCCAUCGGAUACUUCUUUCAUCAAAGAUUUUGAUCACUUCCACAAACAAAUAAGCGACAUGGAUCGCAGACUUGGCUCCAUAGUAACUCAAGCCUUUGAUGAUUGCCCAUCAACUGAAUCAGCUUUCAAACUUAUUGCUAUGUUUGGUGCUCUGCUUGAUAGGCCUCUUAUAAAGCAAGACAUGUGGCCAAAAUAUCCUGUUCUGCUUGCAAUUUACCAUAAAGAACUUGAUGAAGCUAAAAUUAUAUUUGACCGACAAAUGGAAUCUGGCAAGGCUAAUAACGGUGCCUACCCUGUAAACAAGAAUAUGUCCAUUGUUGCUGGUGCAAUGAAGUGGGCCAAAGAACUGAAGGCAAGAAUACACACCCCGUACACAAAUUUCCGCUUGGUAUAUCACCCUUGUGUAUCAGGAGAGGAUGGGCAACGAAUGGAGAUGAAAUAUCAGCAAAUGAUGCAACUUCUCAAAGGAUUUGAAGAGCAAGUUUACCAGGAAUGGACGAAAAGUGUUGAUGAAAGAUCUCAAUACAACCUCAGCCAACCUCUUCUAACACGGGACCCAGAAACCAAAUUAAUCAGUGUCAAUUUUAACCCACAGCUUGUGUCUGUGCUCCGUGAAGUCAAAUACCUUGACAAAGGAGACAGUGAUGAAAUACCUGCUGAAGCAGCCCGUAUAUUUGAAGCCAAGGAAUCCUACAGACAAUUUGUUGCCAACCUUGAUCUUGCCCAGCAGUGGUAUAACAAAACAAGAAACACUGUGCUUGAUGUAGAGUUCCCACUUAUCGAAGGCCAAUUGACCGAUAUUGAUACUAAACUCAUGAAAGCUGAAAAGGAUUUGUCCUGGAAAAGUGAUGGAGUUUGGGAAUAUAUAGAAGAAACUCGUGACCAGGUGCAUGACCUCGAACAGAGAGUUCAAAAAGCAAAGGACAAUGUGGACAAAAUCAACAAAAUUAUGUCCACCUGGGUUCUGCCUGUGUUUGAGCGCAAGGAAAACAAAAAGGAUGCAUUACUUAACUUGGAUGACAGGGAGGACAGGUUAGCAAAGAGAUAUGCCAUUAUACAGGAGUGUGCCAACCAAGUCCAUGCUUUACUACAAGAAAACCAAGGCUUAUUUAAAGCCUCUGCUGACAGUGAAGUAUGGAAGGCCUAUGUUAAUUAUGUGGAUGAUAUGGUAGUAGAUGGAUGCUUCAAUGCCAUUGAAUGCUCAAUGAAGUUCCUACUGCAACAAACAGACAACAGACAAGGCCUACCUCCAUUAUUCCAAGCACAACUGGAAUUACACGCACCAGAUAUGGUUUUCAAACCAUCACUUGACUAUGGCAUGGGGGAAGGUUUCUAUGAACUUGUAGAAGACUUGCUCAAUGAUAUUUAUAACAUGUCCUCACUUAUAAAGAGAUUAUCCACUGACAACAACAUGGAGCACUACCAGGUUGACAUGGAAGACAUGGCUGACUUGUCGGACAUGAAGAAUGAAAUAUUAGAACGAGUACAGACGGUCAUGGAUAAAGCAUGUGAAUAUCGAAACAGCUUUGACAACUAUGCUUACUUGUGGGUGGAUGACCGUAAUGAAUUCAUGAAGCAAUUCUUAACAUAUGGUCAUGUGUUGACCACAGAAGAGAUUGAAGCUCAUGCUGAAGAUGGUGUUCCUGAGAACCCUCCCACACUCGAUAUGUUUAAGGAACAGGUUGACACAUACGAGAAAAUGUACUGCGAAGUUGAAGAGAUCAAUCCAAUUGCUGUGUUUGAUUCGUGGUUUAAAGUUGAUGCAAAACCUUUCAAACAAGCCCUGCUUAACAUUAUUAAGAGAUGGAGUUUUAUGUUCAAACAACAUCUUAUUGACCAUGUAACUAACAGCUUAUCCGAUCUUGAGAAGUUUAUCAAAGUAGUUGACAAAGGAAUGGCAAUUGAAGUAAUUGAAGAUUUGGAUUACGACACAUUGGUGGCCCUUAUUGAAAAUCUGAGAGAUGUAAAAUCAAGGCAAAGCACGACGGAUGAAAUGUUUGAACCUCUCAAACAAACAAUUGAACUUCUUAAAACUUAUGAUCAAGAAAUGCCUGAAGAUAUUCAUAAGCAGCUUGAGGAACUUCCAGAGAAAUGGAACAACACAAAGAAAACAGCGGCAACUGUCAAGCAAGCAGUGGCUCCUCUUCAGUCAAAUGAAGUUGCAAUUCUCAGAAGAAAGUGCAGCACAUUUGAUGUCCAGCAACACGAAUUCCGUGAGCGAUUCCGAAAAGAAGCUCCGUUCCGUUUCGCGGCUGACCGCCCAUACCAAACGCUUGACCGAUGUCAUGGGGAAAUCACCGGAAUGGAGAAUGAGAUGAAGAAGUUGUACGAGUCGGCGGCCAUCUUUGAAAUUAACGCCCCUGACUUUAAACAGAUUAAGCAAUGCAGAAGAGAGGUUAUUCUCCUGAAAUCACUGUGGGACAUGAUAACUCUGGUUAAAACUAGUAUUGAAGAUUGGAAGAAGACAAAGUGGUCGAACAUCAAUGUAGAACAGAUGGAACUUGAUUGCAAGAAAUUCGCCAAAGAUAUUCGUGCCUUAGAUAAAGAAAUGCGUGCAUGGGAUUCAUUCGGUGGACUUGAUUCUGUAGUAAAGAACAUGCUUACUUCAUUAAGAGCUGUCAGUGAGCUUCAAAACCCAGCUAUACGUGACAGGCAUUGGCAACAACUCAUGCAAGCUACAAAGGUGAAAUUCUCAAUGGAUGAGGAGACUACUCUGGCUGAUCUUCUCAUGCUCAACCUUCAUAACUUUGAAGAUGAAGUUCGAGGUAUCGUGGAUAAAUCGGUGAAAGAAAUGGGAAUGGAAAAGAUUUUGAAAGAACUUGACAUCACUUGGGGGAGUAUGGAGUUCAAAUACGAACCACACACUCGUACCAAGAUACCCCUGCUUCAAUCAGAUGAAGAACUUAUUGAAACACUUGAGGAGAACCAGGUCCAACUUCAAAACUUGAUGACAUCGAAAUACAUCGCAUACUUCCUUGACCAAGUAUCAAGCUGGCAGAAGAGUUUAUCUACUGCAGAUUCAGUGAUCACGAUCUGGUUUGAGGUCCAGCGUACCUGGUCAUACCUGGAAGCAAUCUUCAUUGGAUCAGAGGACAUUCGUUCCCAACUUCCGGAAGAUUCCAAACGAUUUGAGGGAAUUGACAUCGACUUUAAGGAACUCGUUGCACAAAUGAAAGCCACGCCAAAUGUGGUAAAAGCAACCAAUAAGCCUGGUUUGUAUGAAAAACUUGAAGAUUUACAAAAUCGUCUUGCACUUUGUGAGAAAGCAUUAGCUGAAUACUUGGACACCAAACGUCUCGCUUUCCCCAGGUUUUACUUCGUCUCUUCUGCUGAUCUUCUUGACAUUCUUUCUAAUGGAACAAACCCUGUUGCUGUAUCCCGUCAUCUUGCAAAGUUAUUUGACAACAUGGCACAACUCAAGUUUAAAGAGGAUGAAGCAGGAAAUCCAACCAAAACUGCUCUCGGGAUGUACAGUAAAGAAAAAGAGUACGUUGACUUUGACAAGCCAUGCGAGUGUGUUGGUCCAGUGGAAAACUGGUUGAACACUUUAAUGGAAAUCAUGAGAUCAACUGUAAGACAGGAAAUGACAGAAGGAGUGGUCACUUACGAGGAGAAACCACGAGAACAAUGGAUUUUCGACUACCCUGCUCAGGUGUCUCUCCUGGGCACACAGAUAUGGUGGACCACAGAGGUAAAUAUUUCAUUUGCUCGACUGGAGGAAGGAUACGAGAACGCCAUGAAGGAUUAUUACAAGAAACAGAUAAAUCAGUUGAAUACAUUGAUUGGUUUAUUAAUUGGUGAUUUGACAAAGAACGAUCGUCAAAACAUCAUGACCAUCUGCACCAUUGACGUGCAUGCUAAGGAUGUGGUGGGAAAACUCAUUGAUCAAAAGAUUGACAGCGCACAAGCUUUCUUGUGGCUCUCACAACUUCGUCUUCGAUGGGAUGACAAACUCAACCAUGUGUUUGCGAACAUAUGUGACGCUCAGUUCCUUUAUUCAUAUGAAUACCUCGGCUGCACACCACGUCUGGUGAUCACGCCUCUAACAGAUAGAUGCUACAUCACUUUGACCCAGUCACUUCAUUUAACCAUGAGUGGAGCACCCGCUGGACCAGCAGGAACAGGUAAAACUGAAACUACAAAAGAUCUGGGUCGUGCACUUGGUAUGAUGGUGUAUGUGUUCAAUUGCUCGGAACAGAUGGAUUACAAAUCCAUUGGAAAUAUUUACAAGGGUUUAGCGCAAACUGGUGCGUGGGGAUGCUUUGAUGAAUUCAACAGAAUUUCAGUUGAAGUGUUAUCUGUUGUGGCUGUGCAGGUUAAAACCAUUCAAGAUGCAAUCAAAGAAAAGCGUGACAAAUUUGACUUCUUGGGUGAAAAUAUUCGAUUAGUUCCAUCGGUUGGUCUCUUCAUUACCAUGAACCCUGGUUAUGCCGGUCGAACUGAACUACCUGAGAAUCUGAAGGCUUUAUUUAGACCCUGUGCAAUGGUGGUUCCUGACUUUGCCAUGAUAUGCGAGAUCAUGUUGGUGGCAGAAGGUUUUAUCGACAACAGGCUUCUCGCCCGUAAAUUCAUCACCUUGUACACAUUAUGCCGGGAACUGCUAUCCAAGCAAGACCAUUAUGAUUGGGGGUUAAGGGCAAUCAAGUCUGUACUGGUCGUAGCUGGUGCUUUGAAAAGAAGUGAUCCAGGUAGAGCAGAGGACCAGGUCUUGAUGCGAGCUCUUCGUGACUUCAACAUCCCUAAGAUCGUUACUGAUGAUCUUCCUAAAAUUAAAAAAAACUUAAAAAAAUUAUUUGUUAAUCAUUUUUUUCAGGAAUCCAUCGUUCAGUUGAAAUUACAACCGGAGGAUAAUUUCCUUCUAAAAAUUGUUCAGUUAGAAGAACUUCUAGGUGUGCGUCACUCUGUGUUCGUUAUUGGAAAUGCCGGAACUGGAAAAUCACAGGUUUUAAAAUCUUUGAACAAAACUUAUCAACUGAUGAAAAAGAAACCAAUGUGGGUGGAUCUCAAUCCUAAAGCCGUCACUAACAAUGAACUGUAUGGUGUUAUCAACCCAGCAACAAGAGAAUGGAAAGAUGGAUUAUUCUCCACUAUUAUGAGGGAUCUUUCCAAUGUAACUCAUGAUGGUCCAAAGUGGAUUGUAUUGGACGGUGAUAUUGAUCCUAUGUGGAUUGAAUCUCUCAAUACAGUCAUGGAUGACAACAAGGUGUUGACACUUGCCAGCAAUGAGCGCAUUCCACUGACACCUUCCAUGAGGAUGUUGUUUGAGAUCAGUCACUUAAAAGCUGCAACUCCUGCUACAGUAUCAAGAGCUGGUAUUCUGUUUGUGAACCCCGCUGAUCUUGGUUGGAACCCCCCAGUAUCAAGCUGGAUUGAUCAACGCGAGGUGCAAUCAGAGAGAGCAAAUUUGACAAUUCUGUUCGAUAAAUAUGUUCCACCCAUACUGGAUGCUCUCAAAACAAGAUUCAAGACAAUCAUUCCAAUUCCUGAACAAAGUAUGAUUCAGAUGUUGUGUUAUAUGCUUGAGGUGCUCCUGACUCCUGAAAACACUCCCCCGGACUGCCCAAAAGAUCUUUACGAGCUUUACUUUGUUUUUGCUUGCAUCUGGGCCUUUGGAGGAGCCAUGUUUCAAGAUCAGCUUGUUGACCACAGAGUUGAGUUCAGCAAAUGGUGGACCACGGAGUUCAAAACGAUCAAGUUCCCAUCCCAUGGAACAGUCUUUGAGUAUUUUAUUGACAGCAACACAAAGAAAUUCACCCCAUGGAAUGAAAAAGUUCCACAGUUUGAACUUGACCCAGAAAUGCCACUGCAGGCUGUCCUUGUCCAUAACUCGGAAACGAUUUGCAUUAAAUAUUUCAUGGAUUUAUUAAUGGCUAAAUGUCGCCCUGUAAUGUUGGUGGGUAACGCUGGUGUAGGGAAGUCAGUUCUGGUCAGUAACAAACUCAGCAGUCUUGACCAAGAGGAUUAUGUUGUCACUAAUGUUCCGUUUAACUACUACACCACAUCUCAAAUGUUGCAAACUGUCUUGGAAAAACCACUUGAGAAAAAGGCAGGGCGUAACUAUGGGCCACCUGGUACCAAACGUCUCAUCUACUUUAUUGAUGAUAUCAACAUGCCAGAGGUUGAUAAAUAUGGAACUGUACAACCGCAUACACUCAUCAGGCAGCAUAUGGAUUACAAGCAUUGGUACGACCGACAGAAAUUAUCGCUCAAAGAAAUCCACAAUGUUCAAUAUGUUUGCUGCAUGAACCCAACAUCUGGUUCUUUCACCAUUAGUUCCAGAUUGCAGCGACACUUCUGUGUCUUUGCGCUCAGCUUCCCUGGAAAAGACGCGGUGAAGACAAUCUACAGCAGCAUCUACAACCAACAUCUUAAGAUCAACAAAUUCAGCGUUGGGUUGCAGAAGCACUCCAGCCAGCUCGUGGAUGCUGCUCUCUUCCUCCACACCAGGAUCACUCAGGUCUUUCUCCCAACUGCCAUCAAGUUCCACUAUGUCUUUAACCUCCGUGAUCUUUCCAACAUCUUCCAGGGUAUUUUAUACGCGUCUUCUGAUGCAGUAAAGACUGUAUCGGACAUGGCAAAACUGUGGUUGCACGAGGCAAGUCGUGUGUACAGGGAUAAAUUAAUUGAUGAUAAAGACAUGAAAAGCUUUGACGACUUAUCCAUGGAUAUCUGCAAGAAAUAUUUUGAGGACCUCGAUGAAGCAGCAGUGCGACCUGACCCUCAUAUCUAUUGUCACUUCGCAACUGGCAUCGGUGAACCUAAAUAUUUCUCCAUACCAACGUGGGACGCGUUGAACAGACUAUUGGUUGAAGCACUCGAGAAUUACAACGAGAUGAACGCUGUAAUGAACCUCGUCCUGUUUGGAGACGCCAUGGCUCAUGUUUGUCGUAUCAACCGAAUCUUCGAGAGUCCGAGAGGAUAUGCUCUUCUUGUUGGAGUAGGAGGAUCAGGGAAACAGAGUUUGUCAAGAUUAGCUGCUUUCAUUAGCAAUCUUGAUGUCUUCCAAAUCACACUAAGGAAAGGAUAUGGGAUCCCAGAUUUAAAAAUUGAUCUUGGAGCAUUAUUUGUGAAAGCUGGUGUGAAAAAUGUUGGUGUUCUUUUCCUAUUGACAGAUGCCCAGGUUGCUGAAGAGCGGUUUUUGGUCCUUGUGAACGACAUGCUUUCCACUGGUGAAAUCUCGGACCUCUUUCCAGAUGAUGAAAUCGAAAACAUCAUCAAUGGAGUGAGGAACGAGGUGAAAGGAUCAGGUCUUGUCGACACCAGGGAAACUUGCUGGAGGUUUUUUAUAGAAAGAGUCCGCAGGAAUUUGAAGGUGGCUCUCUGUUUCUCCCCUGUUGGCAGCACCCUGCGUGUUCGUGCUCGUAAAUUCCCAGGUGUUGUCAACUGUACGGCCAUCGAUUGGUUUCAUGAAUGGCCACAGGAUGCUCUUGAAUCUGUCAGUUUGCGUUUCCUUUCUGACAUUGAGAAUGUGGAGGAUAGUGAAAGAGAAUCCAUCAGCAAGUUUUUAUCAUUUGUCCACAUGAGUGUUAAUGACCUGGGGAAGGAAUAUUUGCUCAAUGAAAGGUAUAUUAAUUGUUCAGAUACAAACCAUAUUGUAAAACUGAAUAUAAAAAUUGUGGAUGACUUGAAAGCAAAACUUGCGGCUCAGGAAAUUGAACUCAAGCAAAAGAAUGACGACGCUGAUAAACUUAUUCAGGUUGUUGGUGUUGAGACUGAAAAGGUGAGCAAAGAAAAAGCUGUUGCUGAUUUUGAAGAAGAAAAAGUAACAGCUAUUGAGGUGGAAGUAUCAAAGAAGAGGUCCGAUUGUGAAUCAGAUCUUGCAAAAGCUGAACCAGCUCUCAUUGCAGCUCAAGCUGCUUUAGAUACUCUUAACAAGAACAACUUGACUGAGUUGAAGUCGUUUGGUUCGCCACCGGGGGCAGUAGUAAACGUGGUGUCGGCCGUGAUGGUGCUGAUGGCUCCGGGAGGGAAAAUACCAAAAGAUAAAAGUUGGAAAUCUGGAAAGAUUAUGAUGGCUAAGGUUGAUCAAUUCUUGGACAACCUGAUAACUUACGACAAAGAAAACAUCCACGAAAACUGCUUGAAAGCCAUUCGACCAUUUUUGGACAAUCCUGAGUUCGAUCCAGAUUUCAUUCGUUCAAAGUCUCUAGCUGCUGCAGGAUUGUGUGCAUGGACAGUUAACAUUGUGAGGUUUUAUGAAAUCUUCUGUGACGUCGAACCCAAGCGUAUUGCACUGGCUAAAGCAAAUGCGGAGUUACAAGCAGCUCAAGAAAAACUGACCGUCAUUAAAAAUAAAAUUGCUUUGCUGAAUUCGAACUUAGCAACACUGACGGCUCAGUUUGAAGAAGCCACUGCAGCUAAACUUAAAUGUCAACAGCAGGCUGAGGCAACUCAGCUUACCAUAUCGCUUGCAAACAGAUUGGUUGGUGGAUUGACAAGUGAGAACGUACGUUGGGCACAAUCUGUACAAAACUUCCGUGAGCAAGAAUCCAAACUGACAGGCAAUGUUCUUCUUGUAACAGCGUUUGUGUCUUACGUUGGCUACUUCACAAAGACAUACAGAUUAAGAUUGAUGGAAGAAAUGUGGCUUCCAUUCAUCAAGUCGUUGCCGGUUCCCAUUCCCACAACGGAAGGAUUGGAUUACGUGUCGUUACUGACCGAUGAAGCCGAUAUUGCUGCUUGGAAUAAUGAAGGUCUUCCAUCUGAUCGAAUGUCAACUGAAAACGCUACAAUUCUGACAAACUGCCAGAGAUGGCCGCUUAUGGUGGAUCCUCAGCUUCAAGGAAUUAAAUGGAUCAAGAAUAAAUAUGGAAAAGAUCUCAAAGUUAUACGUAUUGGACAGAGAGGGUAUCUUGACACCAUAGAAAAUGCACUAGGUGUUGGUGAUCCAGUGUUGAUUGAAAAUAUUGAAGAAAGUGUGGACCCUGUGCUUGGUCCAUUGCUGGGUCGCGAAACCAUUAAGAAAGGAAGAUACAUAAAGAUAGGGGACAAAGAAUGUGAAUACCAUCGUGACUUCCGUCUCAUCUUACACACCAAGCUUGCCAACCCCCACUACCAACCUGAGAUGCAAGCUCAGUGCACACUCAUCAACUUUACAGUGACGCGAGAUGGUUUAGAGGAUCAAUUGCUUGCUGAUGUUGUUGGAAUGGAACGUCCAGAUCUGGAAGCACUGAAAUUGGAUCUAACGAAGCAGCAGAAUGACUUCAAGAUCACACUGAAGAGAUUGGAAGAUGAUCUUCUUGCUCGUCUUUCUGCAGCUUCCGGAAACUUCCUCAGUGACACAGCACUUGUGGAGAACCUUGAAAACACAAAGAAAACUGCUGGUGAGGUUGAGAUCAAAGUAAAGGAAGCUCAGACAACAGAACUCCAGAUCAACGAGGCAAGAGAACACUACAGACCUGCAGCAUCUAGAGCUUCUCUUUUAUAUUUCAUAUUAAACGAUUUAAACAAAAUUCACCCUAUGUACCAAUUCUCUCUCAAGUCAUUCAGCAUUGUCUUUGAAAUAGCUGUGAAAAAAGCUGUUCCUGAUGAAAAUUUGAAAAACCGAGUGAAAAACUUAAUUACUUCAAUCUCGUUUUCUGUCUUCCUCUACACCUCGCGUGGUCUCUUUGAGAAACACAAAAUUAUCUUCACGGCACAGAUGGCCUUCCAGAUUUUGUUGGUCCAGAAGUUGAUUAAUCCGGUUGAGCUUGAUUUCUUGCUUCGUUUCCCAUCCCAGUUGAAUGUGACGAGCCCGGUGGAUUUCCUAAGCAACCAUUCAUGGGGUGCAGUGAAGCUCUUGUCGGAAAUGGACGAAUUCCGCAAUCUCGAUCGUGACAUUGAGGGAUCAGCAAAGAGAUGGAAGAAGUUGGUCGAGAGUGAAGCUCCUGAAAAGGAGAAACUUCCUCAGGAAUGGAAAAACAAGAACGCUCUGCAGAAACUUUGCAUCAUGAGAGCGUUAAGAGCAGACAGGAUGACAUACGCUGUCAGAGACUUUGUGGAGGACAGACUUGGUACAGAAUAUGUUGACACUCGAGGGAUUCCAUUUGAAAAAUCCUUUGAAGAAACAGGACCUGCUACCCCUACAUUCUUCAUUUUAUCUCCUGGUGUUGAUCCACUACAAGAUGUGGAGAAACUUGGUAAAAAGUUGGGAUUCACGUUUGAUAACAAAAAGUUUCACAAUGUUUCUCUCGGACAAGGUCAAGAGGUCGUGGCUGAAGCUGCGCUCGAUACUGCAGGAGAAAAUGGUCACUGGGUGGUGCUACAGAAUAUCCAUUUGGUUGCCAAAUGGUUGAUGACGCUUCAAAACAAGCUGGAGAAACACAGUGUUGGAAGCCAUGAAAACUUCCGUGUGUUCAUGAGUGCGGAGCCAGCAUCUUCCGCAGACAGCCAUAUUAUUCCUCAGGGAAUUCUGGAAAAUGCCAUCAAAAUUACCAACGAACCACCUACUGGAAUGCAUUCCAACUUACAUAAGGCGUUUGAUAAUUUCAACCAGGAAACUUUAGAAAUGUGUGCACGGGAGGUUGAAUUCAAGAGCAUUUUGUUCUCGUUGUGUUAUUUCCACGCUGUUGUCAGUGAGAGGCGUAAGUUUGGACCCCAGGGUUGGAACAGAGUGUAUCCUUACAACACUGGUGAUCUCACUAUCUCUGUCAAUGUAUUGUACAACUACCUAGAAGCUAACCAGAAGGUACCUUGGGAUGACCUGCGUUAUUUAUUCGGUGAGAUCAUGUACGGUGGGCACAUCACCGAUGACUGGGACAGACAUCUGUGCAGAACCUACCUUAAGGAAUAUAUGAACCAAGAUAUGUUCGAUAACACAAUAUUUUUGGCUCCUGGGUUUCCUCUGCCACCUAGUCUGGAUUACAAUGGUUACCACCAAUACAUUGAUGAUGUCCUUCCACCUGAGAGUCCUUAUCUAUAUGGGUUGCAUCCAAAUGCUGAGAUUGAUUUCUUGACAACAACAUCUGACAAUCUUUUCCGUACAAUCCUUGAGUUGAUGCCUAGAGAUACGAGCUCGGGUGCCGGAGCGGGACCAACACGUGAUGAAAAGAUCAAGUCAGUUUUGGACGAAAUCUUGGAGAAGUUGCCGGACCAGUUCAACAUGAUGGAAAUGAUGGCGAAAGUUGAACCAGCUGAUAGAACACCUUAUGUUGUGGUUGCUUUCCAAGAGUGUGAGAGAAUGAACACACUCACUAAUGAGAUUAGGACAUCACUGAAGACAUUGGACUUAGGUUUGAAAGGUGAACUCACCAUCACGGCGUCCAUGGAAGCUCUUGGUAACUCCAUGUUCCUUGACUCUGUACCAGACUCAUGGACAGCAAAGGCUUAUCCUUCCAUGUCUGGUUUAACUGCAUGGUAUGUGGAUCUUUUGUUAAGAAUAAAAGAACUUGAAAACUGGACAUCUGACUUCCAACUGCCAGCUGCUGUAUGGCUUGGUGGAUUUUUCAACCCUCAGAGUUUCCUCACAGCUAUAAUGCAGGCAAUGGCAAGAAAGAACGAAUGGCCACUUGAUAAAAUGUGUCUUCAAUGUGAUGUGACGAAGAAAAACAAAGAAGAUUUCAGCAGCUCACCUCGAGAGGGAGCGUACAUACACAGUCUGUUUAUGGAGGGUGCAAGAUGGGACGUACAGACUUCCCUCAUAUCAGAAGGAAUACUGAAAGAAUUAACACCAACCAUGCCGGUCAUAUUUAUCAAGGCAAUACCUGUUGACAAACAGGAAACAAGAAAUAUUUACCCAUGCCCUGUCUACAAGACCAAAAUGCGUGGCCCAACUUUUGUGUGGACAUUCAAUCUAAAAACCAAGGAAAAGCCAGCCAGAUGGACUCUCGGCGGCGUAGCUAUUUUACUGAUGGUGUGAUUUUUAAUUUGGUGUGUUGUUUUUUACCAGAGUUGUUUAACUGUGUUUUAUUUAGUCCGAGCAUAACGUACUAUCCAAACUGUGUAUAAGCAUAGUUCUUAAACCGUGUAUUAUUUUUUACACCUGUGUCCACUCACUGUAUCACUAUUACUAAGUGUUUUUAUAUCAGCUAAAUAUGUUUUAAAAUCAAAGUAUUAUUUUUUCCUAUACCAUUUCUUGAGAUUGCGUUAUAAAAUAGAUUCAAAAAUAUAUUUUCAGACAAGCAUA